AUGCGUCCUCUUCCACCGGCACCGGACCUGCCUGACUUGGCCGAAGUCCUUCGCAAAGCUACCGUUGAAGGUAUUAGGCAGGGUAUCGCCUGGGCUAAGAAGGAUAAGGAAGAAGAAGAGAGCCGCUUGGAGAUUAAGCGUGAACGGGAUCAAUCACCGGAAAGUCUGUUCGUUACGCAGGACAAGAAUACUAAGACGGACACUCAUGUCGCCGUAACCACACUCUCCUCUGGUCCCUUUGCAGGCUUACUUUCAGCGAAGAAGCGUGUCCGUGAAGAUACCGAUCUAGAGGAAGAAUCCAUGGCUAGCUAUGGCUCAGCAGGAAAACUGGGCAAGAAAGCGCACGAUAUGGCGGCCAAGGCUAAAGCUUGGAGUGCUGCCGCCGACGGAGGAUAUCUCGUCGAGAAUGGUAAACCUGAUAUCACUGUACGCAAGACCAGCUAUCAGACUUCUCGGGAUCUUUCCCCCUCGUCUAACUCUAAACCGUCGCAGCCGCCAACAGAUCCAUCUCUCGAGCAGAAGUAUGGCUCGAAGGAGAUGGCCUUGGACGUAAGCAUCCGGUUCCUUAGUGACGUACUCGGACGCGAGCUAAGAAAGGGCCAUUACACAGGCCGAGGAAUUCUCGGAAAAGGCCCCUUCUCAGUUGUGUGCGGAAGAUCAAGAACACUGGCAGAGACUCCGCCCAGCCUUACUCAGAUAAGGCGAAGCCUUCGGGGUCUGCAGGAAGUCUCGAAUGGCACCCGUGCCAGAUUUAAGAUCUUCGAUCAUAAGAUCCAACCUAAGGGCAGAUGUGCCGCACAAAUCUCUGGACAGAAGACUAGACAGAAGACUAGGCAGAAGAACGGGGAUCGAGUCUAG
Messenger RNA from Letharia lupina, 858 nucleotides. RefSeq lists its product as uncharacterized. The record is from RefSeq and is a predicted model, not a curated record. The transcript has 5 exons. NCBI's taxonomy places the organism in Eukaryota, Fungi, Ascomycota, Lecanoromycetes, Lecanorales, Parmeliaceae. Bases 1 to 858 code for a protein of 285 amino acids.